GCUUCCGCUACGUUUAAUCAGUGAUUGAACGCUGCUUGACUCAACAUGUCCCGAGAAAGUAGCAUUGCGGGAGAGGGAAAAAUGUCCAGAGUCGAGUUUUGUACUCUGGGCAUGUUUAUUCUCGAUGAUAUCGACUUCGAGGGUUCCCGACCCAGCGUCAAAAAUGUUCUUGGUGGUGCGGCUUCGUUUGCGGUCAUCGGCGCCCGUCUGGCAGCGGGGAAAGAGUACUCCAGGUCGGUCAGUUGGAUUGUCGACGUUGGCUCAGACUUUCCACCAGAAGUCCUGGAUGUAAUUACGGCAUGGGAUACGAACUGCGUGAUCAGGAGGGACCCCGGAAGACUCACCACCAGGGCAUGGAAUGGUUACGGACCGAAUGAGAAACGGGCCUUUAAAUACUUGACCCCAAAGCUACGACUAGAGCCAUACAUGCUUUCGGACUCCCAAGUGCUGUCAAAAACGUUUCAUAUGGUUUGUUCCUCGUCUCGUUGCGUAUCCAUAGUGCGGCACAUUCUUCAACGUCGGGAGGCCCUGGCCGGUGGGUCCAACGAGAGGCCAAUCUUUGUCUGGGAACCUGUACCAGAUAUGUGCACGCCUGAGGAACAGCUGAAGUUCUUGGAGGCGUGCCGUGAGGUUGACGUUGUAAGCCCUAAUGACUUAGAGCUAGGCAUGAUGUUCGGACACCCGUGCUGGAAUGAAGGAAGCGCUGAAGGCAAGGAAACAGUGAACCAGAUUCUUGAUUCAGGGAUCGGAUCUCGGGGUGAAGGGUACUUGGUUAUCCGAGCAGGGAAGGAUGGCAGUUACGCUUAUUCUCGAGGUCUAAGGCUCUGGUUACCCGCUUAUCAUCAGCCGACUGCCUCAGGAAGCUCACCCGUCGUUGAUCCAACGGGAGCUGGAAACUCCUUCUUAGGCGCGCUAGCGCAGGGGAUGGUGAGCGAGGCAACCGCAAGCUGCGGAAAGUAUCACAGCAUUCCACCCGCUCUAAUUCUCGCCACCGUUGCUGCAAGUUUCGUCGUCGAACAGAUUGGCGUGCCUCGCCAGUCUACAUCUCAUGAGGGAAAGGAACUUUGGAACGGUAUUGAAUUUACGGAACGAGUCCGCCUUUACACCCACAAAUUUUGUCGGACACUCGAAGAAUCUCCUCAAAAUCACCUGCAGAUCAACUGA
Molecule: messenger RNA, 1164 nt
Organism: Aspergillus nidulans FGSC A4
Lineage: Eukaryota; Fungi; Ascomycota; Eurotiomycetes; Eurotiales; Aspergillaceae
Product: ribokinase family protein
Exons: 4
Coding region: 46-1164 (372 amino acids)
Source: RefSeq, a predicted model, not a curated record